This is a messenger RNA of Leptosia nina, 357 nucleotides long. The record is from the annotation of a GenBank genome assembly. Lineage: Eukaryota; Metazoa; Arthropoda; Insecta; Lepidoptera; Pieridae.
AUGUUAGAGGAUGUUAAAAAUAUAUUAAGUGCAGAUUACAUCUCAAAUGGUGUAUAUAAAAGGUUAUUAUCCAUAGAUUGUGCUGUCUCGUUUGAUAUUUCUACGGAGAUGAAGCUGUCACUUAUCAUUGUAUGUGCCAUCUUUGCAGUGGUAUCGGCUAAACACUGCGCGAAGCUGAAAAAGAAAUCGCUAGUGGACUGGGAAACUUCAUACGGAACCCCCCAAAUAGACCCUGGCUUCUAUGUCGGUUAUCCAUACUGGUGGAACCAGCCUUAUUCAAGAAGUCUGCUUUACGAUCCUUACGAAUAUAAUGGUUACCCUGAAGCGUGGAAUAAUGUGUAUCCAUUUUGGUAUUAA